AACCCCGCCCCCUCCCUUGCCCGAAAACUGGGUUUCCUCCUCCUAGGUUCUUGGGUUGCGGCUUCUGGAAGCUGUUAAGGCACUGGCAGGGGCGGGGCCUGCCUUUCUCAGGGUGGUGGGUGGGCCUCUGGGGAUGUUUUGCUUCCUGCCCCAAGCCCAAAGUGCCACCGUGGCGUUGGUGGCGGUCUCCAGACGGGAACACUUUUGUCCCUGACAUCCUCGAAUUUGCAACCUGUAAUCCGGACCCAGAGAGACGCCCUACAGGGAGUCACCCGCCGGCCUCGCUGCGGCCGCUAGCCAGUUCCGACCUCUAAUCACCAGGCUCCUCGGCUGAUUCAAGCACCUGCCCUAUAGGGGGAGGAGGGUGGCCAGAUGUGGAUGGCAGAUGGAAACGCUUAUAGACUAGUCUGCGCCCCAGUGGAGAAACUGGGCGAACACAGCUGCAAACCGUCCCCGGAGGAAGCCGGCCCUGGGCCUGCUCCCCAGAAGCGCCCAUCCUUCACCGUACAAUUUCUUAGCACCAGUGCCCCUUCGUUUUCAUGCAGCUGUUUGCCGCUCUCAGGAACUAAAUCAGAUGAGACGGGUCUUGGGGCUCCAGCCAACAAUGUGAGCUCCUCGGGCCGUUCCCACCCCUACUCUCCGUCUCUGGUUCUCACACCGUUGCUUUCCCUGCUUCAGUGUCUGGUUACGGGCUGUUCAGUGCCCGCAUUGUGACUUGGGCUAGGGAUAAAGGGUGCCACCUACGCGCUGAUGCCCCGAGAGCUCACAGGGCUUCCAGCUAACCAUGCUGCACCUACUUUGGCGCUGCCCUUGCUACUACUAUUACUGGUGGUGGUGUGGACCCCGCUCCCCAUUAGCGCCAGGCCGUCCGCGGGCCCCGAUUACCUGCGGCAAGGCUGGCUGCGGCUGCUGGCGGAGGGCGAGGGCUGUGCUCCCUGUCGGCCAGAAGAGUGCGCUGCGCCGCGGGGCUGCCUAGCAGGUCGGGUGCGGGAUGCCUGCGGCUGCUGCUGGGAAUGCGCCAACCUGGAAGGUCAGCUCUGCGAUCUCGACCCCAGCGCUAACUUCUACGGGCGCUGCGGCGAGCAGCUCGAGUGCAGGCUGGACGCGGGCGGUGACCUGAGCCGAAGAGAGGUGCCAGAGCCGCUGUGUGCCUGCCGUUCGCAGCGCCCACUGUGUGGUUCCGACGGCCGUACCUACGCGCAGAUCUGCCGCCUGCAGGAGGCCAGCCGCGCUCAGCCCGACGCUAACCUUACUGUGGUGCACCCAGGGCCCUGCGAAUCGGAGCCCCAGAUUGUGUCACAGCCUCACAAUAUUUGGAACGUGACUGGACAGGAUGUGAUCUUUGGCUGUGAGGUGUUUGCCUACCCCAUGGCUUCCAUUGAGUGGAGGAAAGAUGGCUUGGACAUCCAGCUGCCAGGGGAUGACCCUCAUAUCUCUGUGCAGUUUAGGGGUGGACCUCAGAAGUUUGAGGUGACUGGCUGGCUACAGAUUCAGGCUCUACGACCUAGUGAUGAGGGCACCUACCGCUGCCUUGCCCGGAAUGUGCUGGGCCAAGUUGAAGCCUCAGCUACCCUGACAGUGCUCACAUUAGACCAGCUCAACUCCACAAGACUCUCCCAGCUGCAGUCCCUGAGCUUGGUUCCUGAGGAGCAGGCAGAGAGUGAAGAGAGCGAGGAUUACUAUUAGGCUCAUAUCUCUGGCACUCGC
Molecule: messenger RNA, 1707 nt
Organism: Acomys russatus (golden spiny mouse)
Lineage: Eukaryota; Metazoa; Chordata; Mammalia; Rodentia; Muridae
Gene: Kazald1
Product: Kazal type serine peptidase inhibitor domain 1
Exons: 5
Coding region: 751-1686 (311 amino acids)
Biological process (GO): regulation of cell growth; regulation of signal transduction
Cellular component (GO): extracellular region
Molecular function (GO): insulin-like growth factor binding
Source: RefSeq, a predicted model, not a curated record